GUAAAUUAUUCUGAUUAAGAUAACUGAUGGGGGAGAGAAGGGGGGGAGGAGGGGCGGCGGCGGCCAGAGCCUGGAAGCGCGGGGAGCCGGGGAGCCGGGCCAGCCGGGCCAGCCGGGCCAACGAGCGCUGUACUUCUGCCGCUGUACUUCUGCGGGAGCAUCCGCGCGGCCGCGAGGACCGGGCGCUGUACGGGGCGCUGUAUGGGAGGAUCGUGUCGAGGCUGCGGCGCUGCGGCGCUUCGGGGCGGUGCUCACGGAGCACGUGGCGGCCGCCGCCGAGCUGGGCGGGCGCCGGGAAGAGGCUGCUGGGGGUGACAGGCUCAUCUAGAAGCAGGACCUGGCUUGGCUGCAGCAGGCAUGUGUUGGUGGCAGAAGUGACCCAGCCAUCAUUGGGUGUGGGCUAUGAGCAGGACCAGGCCGUGGCCCUCAAUAAACGGAUCUUGUGCCUCUUCCGUCCGCAGUCUGGCCGAGUGCUUUCAGCCAUGAUCCGGGGAGCGGCAGACGGCUCAAGGUUCCAGGUGUUGGGACUAUGAAGAGGGCCAGGUGGAGGCCAUGCUGGAUCAAUACUUUGGGGCUGACCCUCCCUAACAGGUGGCUGCCUCCCCUGACCCAACUGCUUGCCUUAGCCCCACUUUGUUAAUUCUUCUAAUCCCAGACUCUUAGUACCCUUCCCACCUCAUAGCCCCAGUACCAAAUUAAAAGGAUGUUUAAAAUUCUGAA
Messenger RNA from Nyctereutes procyonoides (raccoon dog), 720 nucleotides. RefSeq names its product 2'-deoxynucleoside 5'-phosphate N-hydrolase 1-like. The record is from RefSeq and is a predicted model, not a curated record. Gene Ontology annotation, molecular function: 5-hydroxymethyl-dUMP N-hydrolase activity. The transcript has a single exon. Bases 27 to 533 code for a protein of 168 amino acids. Gene Ontology annotation, cellular component: nucleus. Lineage: Eukaryota; Metazoa; Chordata; Mammalia; Carnivora; Canidae. Gene Ontology annotation, biological process: deoxyribonucleoside monophosphate catabolic process.